Messenger RNA from Prunus persica (peach), 1118 nucleotides. RefSeq lists its product as uncharacterized. The coding region runs from base 582 to 1118 and encodes 178 amino acids. Lineage: Eukaryota; Viridiplantae; Streptophyta; Magnoliopsida; Rosales; Rosaceae. The transcript has 3 exons. The record is from RefSeq and is a predicted model, not a curated record.
UGGGGUAUGCACCGGGGCAGUAUAAUCCCAACUUUUGGAUUCUUCUUCAUGGGGUGUAUAUUGCCUGGUGGUUGGCUGGGUUAGGGGAGCCAACGUUUGAGCAAUUCAUGUACCUGUACUCCAUUUCGAAGCAGCAGGGGAAUUUUGGCUGGGUACAGGCGAAUUGCCGAAAGGCGAAGGAGAGGGGCUAUUUUAUUGGACACAAGCCCACAACGCAAAAGUCCUGGAGGAAUAGGUGGUGCAUGGCUUAUGGGGACUGGGAGUGUCCUCCAGGGAAGAGCGUUGUCCAGCACAUUCCUACCCACUUCCAGUCUAUAGGUCCUUGGCCCCAUCCCUUAAGAUUGUCUAAUGCCUGAUUGUGUUGUUUUGGCUCCUAUUUUUGGUUCUGUACUUCCUCUGUGCCAGUGUAAAUGGCUAAGUAGUUUCUAACUCUUGAUGCAGGUUCAGUGAAGUGGGGCCCUAUCUCCAAGGAGCAAGAAGACGAAGUUGAGUGGGUGAGGGCGCAGCUAUCAGAGACUGCGCGUGAGUGCGGGAACCUAGUCACGCAGAAGAAUUUGUUUGAGUCCGGACUGCUGCAAGGAAUGGCUGGCAUCAUAAGGGGGAGCACGAAGGUGGUCGUAGACAUUGAUGAGGCCGAGAUGCAGAGGCGACUGAGGGAGUCUCGGGCCAAGAAAGCUGAGAAGAGUGCUGGAAAACGACCCAGGGAUGAUGAUGAGGGUCGGGUCGCGGACGUGCUGGGGAAAAGGAAAGCCUUGGAGGAGGCUCAUCAGCAUGUGAUGGGGUCAGGGCCGAGACUUCCGCCCUUUGAUCUGCAGGCACCGGCGAAGCUACCCUUCGGCAUGGAGGACGUGUUCGCUGAAGGGGUAGAGAAGGUAGACUUCGGCAGGCUACGCCAGCAGAAGAAGGAGGUCAACCUGGCUAUGCACCGGCAUGAGGUGCCUUUAGUGAACGUCUUCCUGGAAGGCGUGAAGAGCGACCCUGAGGCCCUGGCGAGGACUCCAGCCUCUUCCUUCAUUGACCGGGCCCAAAAGACGAUCCUCACUUCUACCUAUGCCUUUGGCGAGAUGUACGUCAGCAUGGCCAAGGCUGACAAGGAGAUCCAGAGGCUGAAGAGGUGA